AUGUAUGCAAAGGCAUCAACAAUCAAUGGAAACAUCGAAGCUCUCUUGUCACUGCUGGAACAAAGCAGCAUCAUGAACACAGUGACAUAUGAGAAGUACAUUAUAUUUGUUCAUGGUGAUCUUGGAACAUUGGAAAAAAUUGAGACUAUCUUGCAGUUGCGGUGCAUCGAGGACCACAUUUUGGAGUGGAUGCACUAUCUGCUGCCAAUCCCUGGGCUUUUUCAUGUUAGAAUGGCAUGC
Molecule: messenger RNA, 240 nt
Organism: Cantharellus anzutake
Lineage: Eukaryota; Fungi; Basidiomycota; Agaricomycetes; Cantharellales; Hydnaceae
Exons: 1
Source: RefSeq, a predicted model, not a curated record